Messenger RNA from Rhinichthys klamathensis goyatoka, 3910 nucleotides. It is a transcript of the gene ksr1b, whose product is annotated as kinase suppressor of ras 1b. The record is from RefSeq and is a predicted model, not a curated record. The transcript has 21 exons. The coding region runs from base 205 to 3237 and encodes 1010 amino acids. Gene Ontology annotation, molecular function: protein kinase activity; ATP binding. NCBI's taxonomy places the organism in Eukaryota, Metazoa, Chordata, Actinopteri, Cypriniformes, Leuciscidae. Gene Ontology annotation, biological process: protein phosphorylation.
CUAGGGGUGAAACUUAUGUGAGCGCUUCUCUCAGGGCUUCGCGGGAUAUACAUACAUACAACGUUUGAGGCGGAACAAGCUGACAAGGCGUUCUGUCUUGCUGUCAAACCAGACCACGAGUAUGUUUGAGGAGUAUGCUUGCGCUCUGAAUUACUAGGCUACAAUACUCAUUUGGAGUAGGACUGUCACCUCCGUUUAGUCUACAUGCGGUCACAAACAUGUCUUUGGACUAGUGUUUGCUGUAGUUCGCGCUCAUGCCCCUUAAACCCGUGCCAAUGCCGAGGAAUGGAUACUGUCUCUAGCAAAGGUGGAAACAUGGUCGCAAGUGAUGAGGAGCAUUUGGACGGGAGCGAUGGCAGUAAUGCGGGGAUGGACGCGCUUCACCAGUGCAAACUCAUCCAGAACUUGAUCGAGAUCUCCAUCUCUAGUCUGAAGGGGCUCCGGACCAAGUGCGCCGCAUCUAACGACCUGACCCAACACGAGAUACGCGCUUUUGAGGUGAAGCUGGUGAAGUACAUCAGUAAACAGUUGGAGUGGAAGCAGAGUGUUCCAGAGAGUGAGCGACCGCUGAUGCUGGACUCUUACCCACACCUCACAGACUGGCUCCACACCAUCAACCUCCGGACAGAACUCAUAGAGGCAGUCCCUGCGAAGCUGUCCCUGGAUGCUCUGCUGCAAAUGUCCAGUGCCCAGGUGGAAGACACCAUGAAAAGACUGGGCUCUAGCAGUGAGGAGUGUUCCCGCAUCACCGCUGCCCUCUCCUGUCUCAAGAGCGCUACUAACACAGGAGGACUUCUCAGGAAAGAGGGCAUCCCGUGGAUAGCAGAACCCACUCAACGUGACAGUACCUCUGCUGACCCACUGUCUUGUUCUAUGCGUGCACCUCAGUCUUACAGUCCCAACCCAAUCAACUGGCCCCCUUCUUCUGCUUUGCCUGCCCCACGUUCCUGCGUCUCCGUGUCUGCCCUACCCUCAACGGACUUCCCUACAAUUGUCCACACUCACUGUGAUGUGCUGACGGACCCCUUCUCGUCCUCCCCGCAGCUGAACCGCUGCACCUCCCGGCUGCUGUCCACCCCUCCAGCUACCCCACCACCCAAAAAGUCUGGCAAGCUGUGGCCCCCACGAACUCCACCACCCCCCUCCCGCAAGCUGCUAAACCUCCUUCCCAGCAUCACCCUCACACGCAGCAAGAGCCAGAGCCAACUGGCCAACCGGAUAGAUGACCCUACACCCAACAAGAGUGGGAAGAAAAAUAAACCGCUUCUGAACGUGCAGGUAAAUGGUGGAGGAAAUGGCUGGGAAGACUCACCCUCACGGUCACCACUGCUGUCUGCCCGCUCCCCCUGCAUCCUACCAAAUACACCCAGUCACCUGGGAGAUCCUGCGGGUAUAAGAAAUAACGUUGCAACCCACGGAAGCUCUCCGUUGAUCAUGAGGAAGGAUAUCGGUCUGGAUGUCACACACAGGUUUUCCACCAAGUCCUGGUUGUCUCAGACGUGCCAGGUGUGCAAGAAGAACAUGAUGUUCGGUGUUAAAUGCAAACAUUGCAAGGUGAAGUGCCACAACAAAUGUACUAAAGAGGCCCCUAAGUGCAGGAUUUCAUUCGCACAACUUCCAAACAAGAUCAGAAGAACAGAAUCAGUACCAUCAGGUAUCAACAACCAGGUGGAGCGACCGGCAGAGUCGCAGCAGUACGGAACAUUGCCGAAGGCAAUAAACAAAAAGGACCACCCUCCAUCCCUGAGUCACCUGGACUCCAGUAGUAACCCCUCCUCCACAACCUCCUCCACCCCCUCCUCACCUGCCCCGUCCAGUCAGAGCAACCCCCCGAGCGCCACCCCGCCACCCAACCCCUCCCCUAAGGGUCACGUUGACAGUCGCUUUCACUUCCCAGCUGCCUGCUACUUUCAGCAUAGACCACAGUUUGUCUUCCCUGACGUAUCCAGUUCCACGCAUCCAGAUGGCAGUUACAACACUGGAAAGUCACAUGGGUUCAGAAAAACAGAAACAGACCACUUGGACGGUAAUGUUAAGCAGACAUCAACAGGCCAGAGGGAAGCUGUGGAUGAGGAACAGCAAGGGGAUGACGGUCAGGAUCAGGAGGGAUCGGACGAUGAAAGUGAAGGUGAUGAAGUGGAUGACCUGCCCAACUGCAAGGGCUACUGGAAGGACCAUAUAAGCCGUAAGGCCAGCCAGACUAGCGUUGACCUGCGGGAGUGGGAUGUGCCGUUUGAGCAGCUGGAGCUGGGAGAGCUGAUCGGUAAAGGCCGCUGGGGGAAGGUGUGCAGGGGCCGCUGGCACGGAGAGGUGGCCGUUCGACUGUUGGAGAUUGACGGUAACAAUCAGGAGCACCUGAAGCUGUUCAAGAAGGAGGUGAUGAACUACCGGCAAACGCGACACGAGAAUGUCGUGCUGUUCAUGGGGGCCUGCAUGAACCCGCCCCAUCUGGCCAUUAUCACCAGCUUUUGUAAAGGACGGACACUUUACUCUGUUGUCAGGGACUCUAAACUUGACAUCAACAAAAUAAGACAAAUCGCUCAGGAAAUUGUUAAGGGAAUGGGUUACCUUCAUGCAAAGGGAAUUGUGCACAAAGAUUUAAAGUCCAAGAAUGUGUUUUACGAUUCAAACAAAGUAGUAAUCACAGAUUUUGGCCUGUUUGGGAUGUCUGGAGUGGUCCAAGAGGGCAGGCGGGAAAAUGAACUGAAGCUGCCACGUGGGUGGAUCUAUUACCUAGCUCCAGAGAUCGUGCAAAAGAUGGGACCAGGAAACCAAGAAGACUGUUUGCCCUUUUCAAAAGCUGCUGAUGUUUACGCCUUUGGCACCAUCUGGUAUGAACUCCAGGCCAAAGACUGGCCCAUCAUCAACCAACCAACUGAAGUUUUGAUCUAUCAGCUGGGAAGUGGAGAAGGCCUCAGAACGUUACUGGCCCAGAAGGGUACAAGCGUGGGCAAGGAGGUUACGGAGAUCCUGUCCGCCUGCUGGUCCUUUAAAGUUGAGGACAGACCUACAUUCACUCAGCUGACAGACUUACUAGAGAAGCUGCCGAAGCUCAAUCGCCGGCUCUCGCACCCCGGACACUUCUGGAAGUCUGAGGAUGCAUGGCAUCACCACUGUCUGCGCGAGCACUGCAGUCCGGGCCUCCGCUCUCGCUGUCCCUAUGUGUACAAAUACGACCAUUUGUCCACGGCUGCCGUUAAUAUUAGCUUGGCUGCUGCAUUCAAAGAAAGCAACUGAUUCAGAUGUCUGAUUCUAUUCCGUUUAUUUCCUGUGUGAUUUAUUGAUUUCUAUGCUUCUGAUAAACAGAGCGUCUUACAAAUCUUGGCACUGUUCAUCUUUGUGUUGCUUUUCCUUAGCAGUACUUUUAGUCUAUUAAGCUUUUAAACCUUUGUCUGUUCUAAUACUGAGCAAAGCCAUUUUAGCUAAACUUUGUAUAUGGAAAAUAUGCUGAUAGGAUUUCCUCCCUUGUUUUUAUUGAGCUAGCAGACCUUGCCAUGUUUCAAAUUCCCCUUGUGUGCCGUCACAUGAAUGAAAUGUGAUCUCCAUUGCACUUCUGGUAGUCAAGACCUUAUGCUUUUGCAAUCCACAAACCUUCUACUGUAUUCUGUAUUUUUACAGAAGUGACUUCCUUUUUCCACAUUGUUGCCCCAAAUUAAGAUUGAAAUAAAUAAUAUUUUACCGGAUGCUAAUCUGACCUACUGAGCCCUACCAGGACAGUUAAAGAGCCUCAAAAAUUAAGGGUCCUGACGAAUUAUUUGUAAUAUCAUAGAGUAUGAAAGAUAUUUUGACCCAGCAGGAUGGUGUUCAGAAACUUUUCAUGUCUAAUACCUCUCGUGUGUGCGUGUGUGCGCGUGUCAGUCAGAGUGAGUGUGUGAGCGUGUGCAUGCCGAGUUUUGGGUGAUUUUUUUUU